Messenger RNA from Pipistrellus kuhlii (Kuhl's pipistrelle), 1510 nucleotides. It is a transcript of the gene HPCA, whose product is annotated as hippocalcin. The transcript is spliced from 4 exons. The record is from RefSeq and is a predicted model, not a curated record. Gene Ontology annotation, molecular function: calcium ion binding. Lineage: Eukaryota; Metazoa; Chordata; Mammalia; Chiroptera; Vespertilionidae. Bases 158 to 739 code for a protein of 193 amino acids.
CACAGCCUGGAAGCUGGGGAGAUUCACCUGCAGGUACCCCGCAUCGUUGCCCAGAACUGCCUGGCCGUCUCCUCUCCGAGGCUGCCCCCUCGGCCCUCCACACUCUGAGCUCCUGCACCGAGGGGACCUUUCUGGACCAGAGGCAAGCUCCGUGGCCAUGGGCAAGCAGAACAGCAAGCUGCGGCCGGAGAUGCUGCAGGACCUGCGGGAGAACACGGAGUUCACGGAGCUGGAGCUGCAGGAGUGGUACAAGGGCUUCCUCAAGGACUGCCCCACCGGCAUCCUCAACGUGGACGAGUUCAAGAAGAUCUACGCCAACUUCUUCCCCUACGGCGACGCCUCCAAGUUCGCCGAGCACGUCUUCCGCACCUUCGACACCAACGGCGACGGCACCAUCGACUUCCGGGAGUUCAUCAUCGCGCUGAGCGUGACCUCGCGCGGCCGCCUGGAGCAGAAGCUCAUGUGGGCCUUCAGCAUGUACGACCUGGACGGCAACGGCUACAUCAGCCGCGAGGAGAUGCUGGAGAUCGUGCAGGCCAUUUACAAGAUGGUUUCGUCGGUGAUGAAGAUGCCGGAGGACGAGUCGACCCCGGAGAAGAGGACCGAGAAGAUCUUCCGCCAGAUGGACACGAAUAACGACGGCAAGCUGUCCCUGGAGGAGUUCAUCCGCGGCGCCAAGAGCGACCCGUCCAUCGUGCGGCUGCUGCAGUGCGACCCCAGCAGCGCCUCCCAGUUCUGAGCGCGGAGCCGGGUCCCCUCCUCCCGCCCUCGCCGGCCGCCCGGCUCCCCGCUUCCGCUCCCCUGUGUGUCUCCAGGCUGGGGGUCCGAUGGGCCUCCCCUCCCGCCCCCGGGGUCUGCACUCUGCGGGGAGCCUAUGGAAAAGGAAACCUGCCGUUCUCCCCAGGCCCAAGCAAGCAAGCGGUUAGCGCCCCCCAAUGCCAGAGGCCAAGGGAGACAGGCUCUGGCGUGGUCUUCCCCUCCGAGCUGGCCUUCUCCUACCUAGAUCUUAGAAUUUCCACCCUCCUCCCUCCUAACCCACACGCACAGCUCCGAGGCCAGCCUGCCCUCCCCCAGCCAACCCCGGGCAGCUCCCCCUCCCCCGCCCCCUCCCUGGGAGGCCUCAGCCCGGGUGGAGAGCGGUGGAACCGAGUCCAGGUGCGGAGCCAGGCCUUUUAUUGGGAGGGGAGAUCCCGGGGGGGGGGGGGGGGGUUGGGGGGAUAAGGAAGAAGCUUCCUUGAGCCACCCUUCCCUUCCUGCUGCAGCUUCUGCUGGCUGGAGGCCAAGCUGCAAAAGGAAAACCUCCCAAUCCCAGGAACCCCUGCCCGCCUUUCAGCACGUGGAUGAACACAGGCCCGAAGACACAGGGGCAGACACACCUAACUGCCCCCCCUUCCCCGCCCCCAUCCUGCGUGGGAAAGCACGGGCCCGGCCGAGCCCCUCCCCUGCUGCAUGCCUCCGCCGAGUGUCUGUUCUUUUUAAUAACUUCGGAAUAAAGUCUCACUUCAGUGCA